Molecule: messenger RNA, 1251 nt
Organism: Rotaria sp. Silwood1
Lineage: Eukaryota; Metazoa; Rotifera; Eurotatoria; Philodinida; Philodinidae
Source: the annotation of a GenBank genome assembly
AUGACUAAUAAAAGUGUUGCUCGUUCAUGUGAUACAUUUGUUGUGUUACCACCAUUGACAGAUUCAAAUUUUCAUAUAUUUGGUAAAAAUUCUGAUCGACCAGCAAAUGAAGUUCAAGAAGUGAUAUUUGUUUCAAAAGAACAUACAACUGAAAAUAAAGAUCAUGUUCAUUGUACCUAUAUUCAAAUACCACAAGCUUGGACAACAUAUCGAUGUAUUUUGUCAAAACCUGCAUGGUGUUGGGGAGCUGAAAUGGGUGCAAAUGAACAUGGAGUAUGUAUUGGUAAUGAAGCUGUAUUUUCAAAAAUAUCUUAUCAUACACGACCUAUGUCAUUAACCGGUCUUGAUAUUGUUCGAUUAGCUUUAGAACGUGCUAAAACAGCCAAAUUAGCUGUUGAAAUAAUCGGUGACUUAAUAAUAAAAUAUGGUCAGGGUGGAUCAUGCUAUGAUCCCGUGUCUGGUUUUUCAUCAGGCUAUGAUAAUAGUUUUCUUGUCGUUGAUAGUGACGAAGCAUGGGUUGUUGAAACAUGUGAUCGUGUUUGGGUUGCUAAACAAAUUAAAGAAGGAUAUUACAACAUAUCAAAUGUAUAUACUAUUGAAGAUGAUUAUACAAUUCACUCAUAUAAUUUAGAAACUUUUGCUAAAGAAAAAAAAUUAUGGAAUGGAAAAGACAAAUUAAAUUUUGCUGAAACAUUUCAAACUUCAUCUCGUGGUGAUGGUCGAUUAAAAGCAGGACAAAAAUUACUUGAACAUUUAACUAGAAAUGGCAAUUUUUCAGUUUUUGAUAUGAUAUCAAUUUUACGUGAUGAUCAAUCGAGUAUAUGUAUGUUAGGUGAAGGUGAUGAUUGUAUUACAACAGGUUCACAAGUAUCUGUACUAUCACCAACAAAUAAAAAAACAUCUUCAAUAGAUGCAUGUCAUUUUUUUACUGGAACACCAAAUCCACAAACAUCAUUAUUUAAACCAUUUAUUUUCACAGAUAAAGUUGAAUUAGGUCCCUUAACAGUUUCAACACCAGCUGAAAUAACAUCACAUCGUAUUCAUCCAUUAUAUUCUGCACGUCAAAAAGCAUCACGUGAACAACUUGAAGACAAACGUUUAAAAGAUUUUGAACAUGAAGGUAUUAUGGAAAUUAUUGGUAAACUUAAAUCAUCGGAUGAAAAUAAUACUGAUACAUUUGAAACAUUAUUUCAUGAUACAGUUUCAGCUGAAAUUGAAUUACUUCGAGAGCAUCCACCAAAGAAACAUUGA